CAAUAGAAAACGCGGCUGAGAGGGAGAUCGUGGCAGAUCUCGCCGUCGCUGUCUCGCCGCGUCGCUCCUGGAUUGCAGCUAGCCUUGGCCCGCAAUCCAUCCGCGCUCUCCGGCCACCCACCGGGGCAAGCAGGCCACCAGUGUAUAUAUAUAGCCCGGCUUGUCCCUCCCCUCCAUCGAUCGACCCGACCAUCCGGCGAAAGCCAGCGACGGGGGACUAGCUAGCUAGCUCCUGCCUUCCAUCGGAGACUGAAGGCCAGCUCGAGUCUAGCUGCUGCAAGGUAGCAGCCGCGCACAGGAGAGGAGGGCGGGCCAGCUAGGGGUUCGCUUGCUUCGAGGUGUUUGUCGGAGGAGAAGACGAGGAGGGGGAGCAGCGAAAGGUUGGCCCUGCCCUGGAGCAAAAGCAGCGCUUGGCAGAACUCGGUGCGCGCAUCUGCACGCGCGUAGGCGUGGUGAAGCACCGCACCUAUAUUAUUUUGAUCAGUGGAAGAAGAUGAAUGCUUUCUCCCACGUCCCCCCUGGUUUCCGUUUCCACCCCACUGAUGAGGAACUGGUGGAUUACUACCUGAGGAAGAAGGUGCAACUGAAGAGGAUUGACUUAGACAUUAUAAAAGACGUUGAUUUGUACAAAAUCGAACCUUGGGAUCUACAAGAACGAUGCAAGAUCGGAACGGAAGACCAGAACGACUGGUUCUUCUUCAGCCACAAGGACAAGAAGUAUCCGACCGGCACUCGCACGAACAGGGCAACCACGGCGGGUUUCUGGAAGGCCACCGGCCGGGACAAGCCGAUUUACGUGAAGCACUGCCUCGUGGGGAUGAGGAAGACGCUGGUUUUCUACAAGGGCCGGGCUCCCAAUGGGCAGAAGUUAGAUUGGAUCAUGCACGAGUAUCGCCUGGAGACCAACGAAAAUGGAGCUCCCCACGACGAAGGAUGGGUGGUAUGCAAGGUGUUCAAGAAGCGAGUUGCGACGGUGCAGAGAAUGGCCGCCACUGACUCGGCCUUCUGGUUCAACAACGAUCAUGUGGCGUUCAUGGCGCCUCGCGUCGACUCGCCGAGGCAGGCAGUGCACCACCUCCAGAACGCGGCGUACCAUCAUGGACACCACCAGACCUACCACCACCCGUGCAAGGUGGAGCUGGAGUACCAUCAGCUCCUUCCUCAGGAGCCGGCAAGCUUCCUGCAGCUCCCGCAGCUAGAGAUGCCCGGGCUUCCGGACCUGAUCGGCGCCGUAGCUGCCAGUCUCCAACCGUGCAACCAGACGCACGACGGACAAGCUUCUCGGCAGCUUGAGAUCGAGCCGGUUUAUGUGACGGACGCAUCCGCCGGAGAGUGGAGGGACCUUGACAAAUUCAUGGCGUCCCAACUCAGCCACGACGGCUCAACUCCGAAGGAGUCUAGCAGCUACGCUAAUCCGGCGCUGGCGUUUCAGGCGGAGGGGAAGCACGAAGAGGCCUUGGAUUACGUGUCGGCAUCUGCCUCGAGCGGAGGGGACAAUGGUUUGUGGAAAUAACGUACGGCAUAUACAGACACAAGAUACGAAAAGAUACACACUAACGCACAUCACUGUAUAAAGCUUAAAAAUAUUGUGGUGUGAGAUGAUUAAUGUACGUAAACAUAGCUAGCAGUGCUAUUAAUUAAGCUCUAUAUAUAUGUACUAAUAAAGUAUAGCCAAAUUGGUUGUACUUGCAUGCACAAUUUGGAGGGUGUAAUGUCAUAAGGUACUACCGCCUAGGCGAUUGUAACAGCAAUUUAGCUGCUCAUGCUGUAUAGUACUCCCAAAAUGGCUGCUAUAUGGUCGGUGCCAUGCACAGCUAGUGGUUAUGCGCUUUCCAAUUCAAGCGAUGUAGUAUAAUUUUGUGAGUAAUUUCCCUGAUGCUAGACACCGCAGUGUAUUGAUAUUCU
This is a messenger RNA of Triticum dicoccoides, 1905 nucleotides long. RefSeq names its product NAC domain-containing protein 7-like. NCBI's taxonomy places the organism in Eukaryota, Viridiplantae, Streptophyta, Magnoliopsida, Poales, Poaceae. The transcript is spliced from 5 exons. Bases 494 to 1513 code for a protein of 339 amino acids. Gene Ontology annotation, biological process: regulation of DNA-templated transcription. Gene Ontology annotation, molecular function: DNA binding. The record is from RefSeq and is a predicted model, not a curated record.